AUGACAGUAGAAUUAUUGAGUAAGAAAAGCCAAUAUAUUCAUACUAGAGUCAAGUAUCAUAAAGGGAGUGCAUGGCUUUUUUCUGCAGUGUAUGCAAGCCCUAAUGAAGACCUCAAAAAAUCUCUUUGGGAUGAUAUGAAAGUUAUCGCAGAUAGUAAAAAUCUUUCGUGGCUUGUUGCGGGUGAUCUCAAUGAUAUUGCAAAAGUAGAGGAUAAAAAAGGUGGGGCACCGGUUUCACUCAGGAAAUUAAAUCUUUUCAACGAUAGGGUUGAAGCUUGUAAUCUUAUGGAGCUAGGUUCUUAUGGUCCAAAGUAUACGUGGAGAGGGCCUAUUUUUCAUGGGGGUCAACGCAUAUACGAGAAGUUGGAUAGAGCUCUGUGUAGUGAUGCUUGGAGGCUGGAGUUUCCUGAUGCGAAUUUCAAAGUGCUGGCUAGGGUGGAUUAUUCAGAUCAUCAUCCGAUUCUGAUCAUUCCUUUCAGUGUUUAUCAGCAUAAAGUGAAGAGGCAGUUCAAGUUUGAAAAUGCUUGGAACCUGGUGGACUCUUACCAAGAUAUGAUUAAUAAGGUGUGGAGGGAAGAUAAAGCUUUUGAGGAGUGUUUGAAGGAUACCAGAGACAAUCUGGAAAAUUGGAAAGAGCAUUCCUUUGAUAAUGUUAAAUUGCGCAAGAAGGAAAUAAUGGCUAGGUUAAAAGGUGUUCAUUGUAGACUCCAACGAAGGGAUAAUGUGAAGGCUUUGCGAAAGCUGGAGGUAAAACUUCAAGAGGAGCUUAGAGAUAUCCUUGCGAAAGAGGAGUUGAUGUGGUUUCAGCGGUCUCGUACAAGGUGGUUGGCAGACGGGGACAGAAAUACAAAGUAUUAUCAUAUGAAAAAGGUUAAUUGGAGGAGAAAGAAUAAGAUUUCUAUGUUAAAGGAUGAUCAAGGCAACUGGGUUGAGGACGAAUCUGACCUUAAGGAGCUUGUUAAUAAUUUUUAUAAGAGUUUGUUUGAGAUAAACUACUGCUGGAAGGAUUGGUUACUGAUCCGCUGUCGCGCGCGGAUAAAAAACGAGUUGUUUGAAUAA
Messenger RNA from Vicia villosa (hairy vetch), 1059 nucleotides. RefSeq lists its product as uncharacterized. The record is from RefSeq and is a predicted model, not a curated record. The transcript has a single exon. The coding region runs from base 1 to 1059 and encodes 352 amino acids. Lineage: Eukaryota; Viridiplantae; Streptophyta; Magnoliopsida; Fabales; Fabaceae.